Molecule: messenger RNA, 3290 nt
Organism: Balaenoptera musculus (blue whale)
Lineage: Eukaryota; Metazoa; Chordata; Mammalia; Artiodactyla; Balaenopteridae
Gene: SMIM43
Product: small integral membrane protein 43
Exons: 5
Coding region: 188-775 (195 amino acids)
Source: RefSeq, a predicted model, not a curated record
UGUGCACUGUAUACUGAGUGCAUCUGCAACUCUGAAGAGCAAGGCAGCUUGACCUGGCAUUGACUCAGGCGCCCUUAAGUCAUCCCACAGCCCUUUAGACCCCACCUUCACUGUCCCCUUUGAUACUUUUGGGUCUCUGGGCCAUGGCAUCGCCUGCCCUUUGGGAAAGCUUGAACAAGGGAAAAUAAUGAAACAAAUUAAUUUGGAAGGGAGGGGGCUAGAGACCCCACUGGAUGUUGCGGGUGGAGACCUUAAGAUCAUUAGCAAAACACCAGCCCUAACACCCUCCGGGAGGCUGAGCCUGGAAAAAUCAGCUCGCGUUCCCAAGAGCUCAGGAGAGGAUCUCAGCGUAGACAGGCUGUCGUGCCUACCGGGAGGGUGGGAGCCGGGAUUACCCCAGCUCCUUGGCGCGUUUCCUCCGAGCUGGAGGAGGCCGAGGGUGGACCCCGGAGCCGUUGCCCAAGGCGAGGCGCCCGAGCGCCGGCGCGGGGAGACCGGAGGUGGGACGCGGCCGGCUGCGCCUUGCAGGCCAGAGGCAACGGGUGCGGAGCGCGCACGGCCCCUGAGCGCCGGCGCCUUCAGCAUGGAGUGGGAGCUCAACUUUCUGCUCUACCUGGCGCUCUUCUUCUUUCUGCUCUUCUUACUUUUCCUGCUGCUCUUCGUAGUCAUCAAGCAGCUGAAGAACUCCGUGGCCAGCACUGCCGGGGCGCUCCAGCCCGGGCGCCUCUCGCUGCACCGGGAGCCUUGGGGCUUCUCCCACGACCAAGGGGUGUGACCGGCGCCGCGCGGACACUGGCAGGAGGGCAUGGAGCUGUGCGGGCACCGGGCUGGGUCUCGGCCUCGAUUCUCUGGCCGCCCGGGUUCGAGGGCCAGGCUCGGCUGCCUCGCUGGCAGAUGCUUUUUCCUCGGUUUAUGCCGUCUCAAGUUCUGUAGCCGAGCUGCUGCUCUGGGCUGGGGUGUGGAGGACCGCGGAUGCAGUUACAGCCGGGUAACCGGGCUGGAAACACCAGAGACGGACGUUUUCUGCGAUGCAGUGCCACUGGUGUCCAGAGGUUUAAAUCACCCCUGACUCUUCUAGACAGGAGACUAUAGAGAACUCAGGGUGAGUAGUUUGCUGCCAUCCCAGUAUUAAGCCAAUCUCUUUGCUGGUUCUACUGACUCAGUUUCCUACGGAAAGAGUGGUUGCCUUUCUCUCUUGUGGCCAGUUCCAUUUUAUAACCUCCUCAGAAUCUAAUUCAUUAACUACUAAGUUCCCAUUUAUCCAGGCAAAAAUGAAUAUUUAUUCCUAUUACCCAAUCUCUGCCUGGAACUUGGCCCUAAAAUCUGGGAAUUAAGAAUUCUCACAUUUGCUCUCAGAACUUCCUGCUGUUGAUCUCCUGCUUUGCGCUUGCUUUGUUAGAGGUCUUGCUUUUGAAACUUUGACUUCUCUACAUGAGCUGCCCUGUUCCAUUCAUUUAUUCAAUCAUCAUUUUUAAGAACGCAACAUAGAUCGAUCUCUCACAUUAGAACUACUUUUGAACUCAAAUUUUGUGCUACCUGUAUACAUUUUUAAUCUAGCGCUCUGACGCCCACAAUGGCCUAGGUGCCAGGCUUGUACAUAUUGGCUGCUCCAUCCACUGACCACACCCUGGUCCUGACAAUCACUCCACCAAGUCUGUUUUUGAAGGCAGUGUACAUAUGAGCUAGGCAUUAAAACAUUUUGAAAAGUCAGGAACAUUUAAAAUAACUGCUCAUUAUAUAAGUGUAGCUUGAUUAUAGAAAAUUGCUAUAUUUUAUUUUCAAUAUGAGGUUUUUAGUGACUCUUCAGCAAUGUUAGAAACUGAGUUGAAUUUCUUACAUUAUAAGGAAAUGGGCCAUAAUUCGAUUGUUAUAUAAUAUUAGUAUUCUGUUUCAACUGUUCUUAUUUCAUUGUUGUUUCUAAAUUUCAGCUGUUUAAAAAGACUUGAAAUCUUAUUAGGAUAAUCUCGAUUGUUUCACGGAUUUCCAAACUUGUAAGUGCAAUGAAUCUGCAGUUCUAUUUGGAAAGAUAACCAUUUUAAGUUGAACGAGAAUGACAUCACAAUCAUACCUGUGAAAUCUAAAAUGUCUAAUAAAGUAGAUUCCUAUGUCUGAACUUCAAUUUUAAGGCACAGCUGUGGAUGCAGGACUGAUGCCAUCUGGUGUGAUUGCACAGAAUAAGAGAGAAAAUUUACCCAGGGUGUGCCAUGCACUGGCUUUUCUGGGAAUGGACAAGGUGCCAGGAUUUGUUUUUGGUUCACUUGCAGGGGUGGAAACUUGGAACUAGAUAAAAAUUUUCUUAUUGGGAAUCAAGGUGGAUUGCUAUCUUGAAAUUACUGGACUGAACAGCGGCUUAAACAAAGUUCCAAGGUGGUUGUUACAGCUCCCCUCAAGAAGAUGGAGGAAACCCAAAGGGAAAACAGAGCACACCAGUUUGAGUCCGCUUCCGUUUAAAGAGCUUUCGGCAGCCGAGCAACUUUUGCUUACAUCUCAUUGGCCAGACUGUGUCAUUGGCUCCUGCUAUGUCUAAGGUUGGCUGAGAAAGGUAGUUCUUGUAGCUGGACAUAUAACUGCCUUCCACAAAAAUCUGAGUUCUCUUGAUAAGGAAGAAGAUAAUGGUGGAUCUUGGGUGAACAACUUGUAGUCUGUGCCCUGGAUACAAAAUACAGUAGUAAAGAAGCAUAAUGCUUGAAACAUGUCAAAACUGUAGCUCCUUCCCAACUGGCAACACUCCAAGCAACACUGCUGCGCUCUGAGAGAGUGAGUAGAGUGAAGACGUGUUAGGUUUUCUCAUGAAACACUUACCAGGACUGCCCUUCUCUCUCAGCCAACAUCCUUGCCCCCAUCAGGCUUUUCUAGAGGAAGAUGCUGGGAACCUGCACACUGUCUUGGAGGACAUAAUCUCUUCAUGGAGGUUUGAAAUGGGAUGAGGAAUGGUCUACCUUGCUACUUCCACAUCUGCUUCAUUUCUCUCUUCUCUGAUUUUCCUGACAAAUUUUUGGUGGAAUCUAGUUGUGUAUUUGAUCCCCAUAAAAAGAUCAUUCCUUUCACGCACCGGGGAGGGUAAUCUAUGUGAAGAAAGGCUACUUUACUCCCUUCUGUAACUCCACCACCAAUCUAGGAAUAUCCUGGAAGAAUUGCUUCUCAGAACUGCUUCCAUAUGCAGCCUACAUCCUGGCUCAGCAAAGGGAGAAGAAACACUUCCCACAUCCAGGGCUGUCCAAAAGAACUUUCUGUGAUGACAGAAAUGUUCUAUAUCUGAACUGUCUUAUAUGGUAGCCACUAGCCACAUG